UUUGCUGUUCAGGCAUAGUGCAGGCCAUCUACUUACGGAAGAACAACUGGUGAAAGUGGAGUUUACGAGUUUAAUGGAUGAGGAAGGGAUAUCUGUCAGCUGAAUAAUAGUGAAGUUUGUCCUGUAGUAUUGUCCCUUCACUGAAAAUCUAUAAUGCCUUUGUUUGGACAAAAUCCCUUCGACCAGGAUGUGGAAAAGGCAACCAGCGAAACCAACACCAUUGAUGACUGGGGUCUCAUCAUGGACAUUUGUGACCGCGUCGGGACGACACCCAAUGGUGCAAAGGACUGUCUCAGGUCAAUUAUGAAGCGUGUCAACCACAAAGUCCCACAUGUGGCCAUGCAAGCACUAACCCUGUUGGGAGCUGCUGUUUCAAACAGCGGCAGGAUCUUCCACCUAGAGAUAUGCUCACGAGAGUUUGCCAGUGAAGUGCGCAAUGUGUUGGCUAAGGCCCACCCUAAGGUGGGUGAGAAGUUGAAGGCUCUGAUGGUAGAAUGGGCUGAGGACUUCCAAAAAGAUCCACAGCUCAGCCUCAUCAGCGCCACCAUCAAAUCCCUGAAGGAGGAGGGGGUAACUUUCCCUUCCAACAAUCAGAGCUCCAGUGUGAAGACCAACAGCACCCCGGCCCCCAGCAGAAACACUGAUGAGGAUGACCUUGCCAAGGCCAUUGAACUGUCCCUGCAGGAGCAGAAGGUGGAGACGCGGCCUCUCACCUUCACAGCCGACCCACCCUACAACGUCAACGGAGGCAAGGAGUCACGGAAAGUGCGGGCCCUCUACGACUUUGAGGCGGCCGAGGACAACGAGCUCACCUUCAAGUCUGGCGAGCUCAUCAUCAUCUUGGACGACAGUGAUCCAAACUGGUGGAAAGGAGAGAACCACAGAGGAGUCGGCCUCUUCCCCUCCAACUUUGUCACAACUAAUCUAAACGCUGAGCCUGAAACAGCAGCGUAUGCGGAGAGUGCUGGGCCUGCUGCCGCUGUGGAGGAGGAGGCCAGCGUGGAGGCCACGGCCGAGCCAGAGCCUGUGUUUAUAGAUGAGGAGAAGAUGGACCGAGCCCUUUACUUGAUCCAGAACACCGACCCAGCCAGCACAGACCCGGACAGUCAGGAGCUCAUCCAGUUAGAAGGUGCCUGUGAGCAAAUGAACCCGCUGAUCGAUGAGAAACUGCAGGAGAUUGACAGGAAACACUCAGAGCUCUCCGAGCUCAAUGUGAAGGUGCUGGAGGCCCUGGAGCUCUACAACCAGCUGAUGAACGAGGUGCCCCUCUACUCGCCCUACUCUAAGAUGCAGCAGGCCCACCAGCAACCACACUACCAGCCCUCUGUUCCCAUGCAGGGGUACCCAGGGCAGUUACCAGGCGGCUACAUGCCCGCUGGGGUCCCCCAGGGCCCACCGGCACCAGGCCAGGCCUACAACAUGAACCCAGACCAGCCCUCUGCCCUCUGCUCCAUGCCCCCUACCGUCAACGGCCCCACCACCAGCCAGCCCGGACCCCAGCCCCAGUACAUCAGCAGUCACAUGAAUCCCCCAUAUAUGACCCAAGCUCCUGGAGGCCCUUACCCACCACAAGCGGGUAUGGACAUGUCAGCCUAUCAGAACGCUAGCCACAGCAUGCCAGGCCCCUCCUACCCAAUGGCAGGCCCCCCCCACCCAAGCUCCCAGCCCCAGCCGGCGGCCUUCUACCAGCAGCCUCUCCUGUAACGCAGUAACGCAGUGCAAUAAACUUCACACUUCAGCCCGCGCAUAUCCUUGUCAAGUGCAGACACGCCUCCGUAAGUUAGGAUGAAUGUAUAGUCUCUGUAUGGUCUCUCUACUUGGGCCUCUUCUCUCCUUUUACCAACCGUGGCGAUGGCGAGACUUUUUUUUGAAGGUGAGCGGAAGUCGGGUUUAGAGGACAUAUACCGAGGCACAGCUGUCGGUUGAUAGUGCUCAUGAACGACGUUUUCUCUACAGUCAAAAUCCAAAAGCAAAAGUCUUGAUAUGGACUGCUUAGCUGGUUAGCUUGCUAGUGCACUCUCAGUCACUUGGAUGUGUUUGGAAAUAGUUGAAAAACUGUUGCACAAUACCAAAAUAGUAGUGCGUGAGCGUGUGCAAGCUAACAUAGCUAACAAUCCCUUUAGGCAUGGGGGGGGUGGGGGGGAGGGUGCAUCAUCCUUUGGAAGAUUUUUCUUGUCGCUCUCCUGUUCUCGCCCUCAGAUGCUUCAGCUGAAGUACACAGAGGCGGAGGGUUGGUGUUCAGGCAGAUGAUUGACCUCAUGUUUUUAUUGUUUUAAUCAUCAUGUAAAGGUUUAUUUAAGUAUCGUUACUGCAUACAGCUCCUGGAUAUGUCCCAAAUAAAUGUCCUGUUUGCUUUAACAUAGAUGAAGCUCUUAUUUCUGUUUUAAAAAAAAAAUAUAUUAUUUCUUUUUAUUUGGAGUUUACACUUUGAUUUAUUAUUCUGAUUUCUCAGAACUAAAAAACAAGUAUUUUGUUUGAAUAUAAAAACAAAUAUUUUCUAUUGCGACCAAGUUUUGUUAAAAAAGUUUUAUUUUUUAUUUUCAUUUCUUUUAUGACUUCAGGUGGCAGUGUGUCUGGUCAUUUCCCACCAAAGUGUACUUGUUCUUUUCCUGUCAGUAAGCGAGAACAUUUUGACCUUGGUUUGAACAAACACAAUUUGUAAUACUCAUUAAUUCCCAUAGCCCUUUGGGCAGCAAUUUUUCUAAUCAGUCACGCUGACAUGAGUGAUCGCUUCCAUUUUGGUCUUUGUAGCUGACUUUGGGGAUUCUCUUAUGGGGGCUGUAAUAGAAGUGGCCCGGAAGGAGAGAAGGGCCUAGUGGGGAGCCUGUUAGAGGCAUAUAGACAGGAAUUCACAAUCUCAUGGCUCACAAUCAAGUGUGCCAACGCACUUGUCCUCCAGGGAAGGUUCCAGAAGCAAUUCAAAUGCCUAUGUUCUGAGACUUUAUUGUCGUGCAUGUAGGCAAAACCACAGAGACUUCUAUCUAUGUGUGUCAUUCUUGUGUGCUAUAUGUGUAUAAUCUGAUCUGAUAGGUUCUCUCUGAUAGGACUUUUGGAUGUAUGAACGGUGGUCAGUGAGUUUCGCACGCGUCACUGGGCUUCAGUGAUGUUUUCUGUAUCAUAACUUGUAUUUUAUCUGGUUUGUUCAUUCAGUUUUUUUGUUUGUUUGUUUUUUUGGUGGUUUCAUCUAUGUAAUAUAUAUAUAAUGUAUCUGUACCUAGGUUUUUUAUUUUUACCUUAAUGUUGUCACAUUGCAACACUUCAACCAAAUCAACUCAACCAGUGUAAAUGACAACCAGUUGUUCUGAUUCACAGAUUAAAAUCAGUUGAUUCGGAUUAAAAUCAGUAGUGCAUUAAGUGCACUAUAUUCAGGGGUGCUACUUCUCUUUUAAGUGGCUCAAAAAUAUUUGUUGAUUGGAAUAUUUUUUUCCCAUGAUUUCAUGGAUAUAUUUUAGGACAGACACAUUUGGGAAAUGACACAUUUUCUUCAGUCCAGCUGGAUAAGAUUAUAUUAUGAUAACAAAGUAUGAACCAUCUUUAUUUUCAUAACCUGCCUCUUUGUAAGGUGUUGUAUAAUAGAUGUAAAAUAUCUGGGAUUAUCUUUAUUGCACCUUAACUUUAUAAAUAAUGAUUUACCACCGAAUGCCUUGUUUUCAUGAUGGAUGGAAUGAGACAGACUAAUUCAAAGGAAUUCACUCUUGAAAGCUGCUGUAAACCAAUAAUUCUAUACUAUAAAAAUUUGUCACAAAAAAAAAAACGUGUUGAUGGGGUCCAGUCCGUUUAAAGCAAGAUCACUUUUGUAAUAUCAUACUUCCUCUAUUUCCUGCAUUUGUCAUUUUUAAAGUUAGUUUUGUAACACAAUUUAUGCUUUCAAAAUAAAAGGAAAGAUGGCAUGUGUUUCAAAAUGUGCCUUGUCUAGUGAUUCUUUUGGAUAAUGGACAGGUCUGCCAAAGCAAUGUUGUGUAUGGUGGAACAAAAAUCAGAAUGCUUUAAUAGGUUUUUUGAUGGGGGAAAAUCAAAUUAUUUUCUUUGCUAGAUGAAGGACAGAUGGCUUUAAAAUGUAUUCAGCCAAGACCCAAACCAUGUGCCAGCUGAUGUUUGUUUGUUUGUUUGUGUGUGCGUGCAUGUGUGUGCUCCCUGAAGGUCAGCCAAAAGUGUCAGAGACUGUGUGUGUGUGUGUGUCGUUGUGUGUGUGUGUGAAUUUUUUUUUUACCUUUUGAUAUUUGCUUUGAAAUCUCUCUGGAGGAAGUCUUCAGGUAAAGGUCACUGUUUACAAUG
Messenger RNA from Alosa sapidissima (American shad), 4275 nucleotides. RefSeq names its product signal transducing adaptor molecule (SH3 domain and ITAM motif) 2 (gene stam2). Gene Ontology annotation, molecular function: phosphatidylinositol binding; ubiquitin binding. The transcript has 14 exons. Gene Ontology annotation, biological process: signal transduction. The record is from RefSeq and is a predicted model, not a curated record. Gene Ontology annotation, cellular component: endocytic vesicle. Lineage: Eukaryota; Metazoa; Chordata; Actinopteri; Clupeiformes; Clupeidae. The coding region runs from base 154 to 1704 and encodes 516 amino acids.